AUGUCAUCUUUCAGAUCCCCGGCUGUCGCAGCCUCUCUGCUGCGCAGCGCGCGGUUGAUCCCUAGCAGACAGGCUUUAGCCAUGACGCAAAGACGAUUCAAAUCCGACGACCCGACAACCUCCCUUACCGAGACGAUUGCGCCAGCCCUUCCUGAAGAGAAGUCUCCCAAUGCUCCCGACUACGGCGCUCAUAUCGACAAGGCGACUUCCACAUUUACCCCCGUGCCCAAGCGAUUAAUGGACGGUAGCGAACCCCACGAUGCCCUUCCCGCAGCUGUGCUUUCCGGUGCUCCGAUUGAACUACAAGCGAGAACCGUUCGUAUCUACCAACCUUCAAAACCCGCCACACAAUCUGGAAAUUGGGGUAGUCACCAUUGGAGAAUGGAUUGGGAUGUCCUGGCCAAGGGACAUAGAUGGGAGAACCCUUUAAUGGGCUGGCAAUCCUCUGGCGAUAUCAUGCAGGGCACCAGGCUUGAGUUCAAGUCCAAGGAAGACGCCAUUGCUUUCGCGGAGAAGCAGGGUUAUGAGUACUUCGUACAAGAACCGAAAGUACGAUCCUUUACGCCAAAAGCCUAUGCCAACAACUUUUUAUACACACCCAAGAAACUGAAGCUCAUCAGGGCUAAGUAG
Hypoxylon fragiforme is the source of this 630-nucleotide messenger RNA. RefSeq names its product ETC complex I subunit conserved region-domain-containing protein. Lineage: Eukaryota; Fungi; Ascomycota; Sordariomycetes; Xylariales; Hypoxylaceae. Gene Ontology annotation, biological process: electron transport chain. The transcript is spliced from 3 exons. Bases 1 to 630 code for a protein of 209 amino acids. The record is from RefSeq and is a predicted model, not a curated record.